Messenger RNA from Phytophthora sojae, 1206 nucleotides. RefSeq lists its product as hypothetical. The transcript is spliced from 3 exons. Lineage: Eukaryota; Oomycota; Peronosporomycetes; Peronosporales; Peronosporaceae. The record is from RefSeq and is a predicted model, not a curated record. The coding region runs from base 1 to 1206 and encodes 401 amino acids.
AUGGAUCUGAUUUACAGAGGAAUUGGUGUACCAAAUACACCGAGGGAGCUUAUGAUUGAUCUUCUAGGCGCCGGAGAAAUAGAUGUUCGUACGGCAUUUGGUUGGAUUUCCACUGGUGCGCGAGAAUUUGGUAUUGGGCAAGGGUCUAUCUUGUCGAUCCUCCAUAUAGCCUGCUACAUGGAUUGUCUACAGAAUCAACUCGAGAAGUGCCCCGAUCCGGUUCACAUCACCCAUCACCAUGAGGGGAGCGGCAUCGAUAUUAGCAGCACAUUGUUCGUUGACGAUCAGCUAGACGUAACAACCUCGCAUCGAGGUAUUCAGGCACGCAGUGCAGUGACGAAUGUUUUCACGGGUAAGAUGGGUACGGGAGGCGUGUUCGGUGCAGCCAAGUCCUUUAUGAUGUACUUAGCCCCCAUGAAUACGCACUACGAUGCGGUGGAGCUCAAUGAUGGCUACAGCGUACCCCGACCAGUCCCAGUAGUUGCGCCGGACGAAGGCUUUAAACACCUAGGUAUUUACCAAGGUGGAGGAAACCUGUGGGAAGCCACUAUUUCGCCGGUAUGGGUACGAUUGACGGACGAAGCAGCGCGACUACAGCGCUUGCAGAUAUCGCUGGAACAGUUUCGCUAUAUUGUUAACAGUGUGUGGAUUCCACGACUGCGGUAUCGGAUGGUACUCGGAGGAGCAAUAUCUGUAGCAGGUAUGGUUGAUACGUUUAUUCGGCAUGUUGCUCGAAGCGUACUUCGGCUUCCGUUUUCAACCCCCCGAUACGUCUACUAUGACAAACUGAAUGGGAUCGGGCUUGCGAACUGUGAACGUGAGGCGAAUGUGCAUCGGCUACAGGAAGCCCUGCGAAUCUUGAAUACUCCGAGCCUGCCUAGACUGGAGGCCUAUCAGAGCAAUGCAGGCCUCACGGAAAAUCAAUUGAGCGUUCCUAUCUCCCCGCCGGCUCAUAUUCGAACGUGGGAGGCACAAAUUAUACGGUUCGCAUCCAAACUCAAGCCGCCACUUCGCUGUGCAGUUCGAUGGACUCCACCACCAGCCACAAUGUCUGCACGUGCCAAUGAUCGACCUCUGCUCACUAUUACCCCACCGUCUCUCAGCAAAAUCCUCAUAGCCGUUAACUGGAAUUCAAACUACAAACUACGCUACGUCGGAGACAUCUCUGGAGGAGAAAGGUCAUUGGAGUCGUGCGAAGCAGCUUAA